Messenger RNA from Dromiciops gliroides (monito del monte), 3821 nucleotides. RefSeq names its product pyroglutamyl-peptidase I (gene PGPEP1). Lineage: Eukaryota; Metazoa; Chordata; Mammalia; Microbiotheria; Microbiotheriidae. Gene Ontology annotation, biological process: proteolysis. The coding region runs from base 96 to 725 and encodes 209 amino acids. The transcript has 5 exons. The record is from RefSeq and is a predicted model, not a curated record. Gene Ontology annotation, molecular function: pyroglutamyl-peptidase activity. Gene Ontology annotation, cellular component: cytosol.
GGUGGGUUAAGACUUAGACAGCAGCGGAGCACUAGCAGCGGUGGGGUCGGUGUCCGAGGCGGUGGCUGAGUUGGCGGCUGUAGCCCGUGUCUGCGAUGGAACAGCCGAAGAAGGCGGUGGUGGUGACGGGAUUUGGCCCAUUCGGAGAACAUACGGUUAAUGCCAGCUGGAUUGCUGUUCAGGAGCUGGAGAAACUGGGACUGGGAGACAGUGUGGACCUUCAUGUGUAUGAAAUUCCGGUGGAAUACCAAACAGUCCAGAGGCUCAUUCCUGCCCUGUGGGAAAAACACAGCCCUCAACUGGUCGUCCACGUAGGAGUGUCUGGCAUGGCAACUACAGUUACCUUGGAAAAAUGUGGUCACAACAAUGGAUACAAAGGGCUGGACAACUGCCACUUCUGUCCCGGCUCCCACUGCUGCGUAGAGAAUGGGCCGGAAUGCAUCGACUCCAUCAUCGACAUGGAUGCUGUCUGCAAGAGAGUGACCACCUUGGGUCUAGAUGUCACAGUGACCAUAUCCCAGGAUGCUGGCAGGUACCUCUGUGAUUUUACUUACUACACCUCCUUAUACCAGAGCCACGGCCGAUCUGCGUUUGUGCACGUCCCUCCGCUAGGAAAACCCUAUAAUGCUGACCAGUUGGGCCGGGCCUUGCAAGUCAUCAUCGAAGAAAUGCUAGACAUGUUGGAUCAGUCUGAAGAUCAAAUCGACUACGGCCACCAACCCUGAGCAGGACGGGCGGGGUGGCUAGUCAUGGUCGCACUUGGGAGGAGUCCCCUCCUGCUCAGGACACUAGGGACACCCUCCAGCCCAGCUGUACAGCACAGGAACUAAAGACACAAGCACACAAACUUGGCUUUGCUCUGUUUCUCUGAUGCAUUCCCCUCCCCUUACUUUGCGCCAGUGAAGUUGAUUCAAGGAAGGGGGCAAAGGUUUCUCUUUCGCCUUUUCCUUUCAUUUUCCUUUUUGAAAAACAGCUGCAACCAUUUACUUUGUUUCCUGAAGUGGCCAAACUUUCUGCAGAGUCUCUCCAUUAGUCAAGUGAUCUCAACAGACUCGACUACAUGUUGGGGUCCGUCUGUUCAGGACCGACAUCUGGAACUGGAGUGUUUGGUUAAGGGAAAACUGGAUGAUGACCUCCCCCACCCCUUGGGGCCUGGUUGGUUGGUCCUUAAUCUAAAAGCUUGGGUAAGGGACUUUGGCUAGGUCUUUGGAUAAAGUAAUAGAGAACAGGCAAACCUUAAAAAAAAAAAAAAGGCUGGGGUGGGAUAGCUUUCAUUUUAAUACCAGUGCUAGUGUGGGACACAGAUUAAUUUAUAAUCCUUUUGGUUAAAAGUCAAACAUGAUACGGGAGAGGAUUUUUUGUUUUUGUUUUUGUUUUGUUUUGUUUGUUCAUUUGUAUUUUUUUAAACUUGGGGUUCCGUUUCUUUCCCUCAGCCCCAAAGGUUCAGCCCAGAAAUGUGGCUCUGUGAGACUGACCAUUGUUCCCGGUAUCCUAGGGAGCCUGACUGAGAUCCAUUUUUCUUGCUGUCUAGAGUAUAGAGGGAGGUGUCCCAUUCCCAGCUGCACACCCUCCUUGCCAAUUCUCCCACCCCUGCCCAGAGCAGAGGUUUUGUGUUGCCUGGGAGAAAAAGAUUCAUUUUUGUAUGCGUGAGUGGGGUGUUUCACUUUGAGAGUAUUUUUUGUCUUAAAAAACAACAUAACACGUCACAAACAUUCAUGGAAUUGAAAAAACAUCCAAGCAGCCACUGUCACCAUUUGGGACCCUCCAGGUGCUAGAGGUAGAUGCAACUCUGCUAACCUUUAGAGUAACUCAAUACUCUGUAUUAUCUUUUCUAGACUGCCCCUCUCUGUAGUGAGUGAGGGGAAGGCUUCCUGGUAGGGACACUAUUUUAGGAACUGGUGAUGAGCUCAUUAAAUGACCAUUUCCAAAGGGGAUUCCCAGGCAGCACUAAAACUGCUCUGCCUUAUCUUCUUUCUUAGAUCUAACUCAGGAGUGAUGAGGCCUAGAAUGGGGUUUGAGGGAGGGGCGUGCCACAAAACAGGGGAAAGACCCUGCAACAGACUUUUGACCUUUCACCCUUCGUGUCGGAAUGUGGCAGUGGGAAGCCUUGUGGGCCCUGGUGGGCCCGCAGGUGGGCAGGGAGCACAGGGAGGAAGCCAGGCAUUGGGCCUUCCAGCCAAAGCUGAAGGAGUUAGCAGCCUACCAAGCUCCCAGCCCCCCAAAGUGGCCAGAAACUGUGGUUGUGCAAUAGGAAGCAGAGUCCCUCUGACCAGGCAUUGCUGAGCUGUGACCUGAAGACAAUUUCGGUGCCAAUCAGCAGCUUAAGCACCUCCUCAAACUCUGCUCAAGAAUCCCAACAUUUCUUUUGUAAACCUUUUGGUUUUUAAAACAAAGAUGAUUUUACUAUUGAUAUGUGAAAGCCGCUGGAACUGGACUCAAUGAGAGCCAUCCUGUAUCAGCAUUUCCCAGCAUUAGAUUAUUUUUUUUAAUGAAGGGAAAAGGCAAGAUUUAUUUUAAGACUGUGAGCAGUUUCUACUCUUUCCUCUUCCUUUGGAGACAAUAUGGCUCAGUACAUGGAGUUCUAGAUUUGUGCUCAGGGAGACCUGGCUUCAAAUCCUGCCUCUGAUAUUUACUAGCUAGCUGAGUGACCAUGGACCACAGUCUCCUCUAUAAAAUGGGGAUAAUAAUACCCAUAGUACCUACCUCACAGGGCUGUUGUGAGGCUCCAAGGAGAUCAUGUAUGUGAAAUGCUUUGCAAAAUUUAAAGCAUGAUGUCAAUGUUUAGUUAUUACUUCCAGAGUGAACCUUUGGAGAGUGUGCAUUUACUGAAGAAGGGGAUCCGGUCUGACUCCCUUUCAAAAAUCCUUGGCUUCCUCUGACCAGGGAACAAGAAGGGGAAUGGGAGAUUUGUGGUGAGAUGGAGUGAGAAGUCUCAAAAAGGGUCCUCGUUGACCAGCAGAUUAAAGUCCCCAGGCUUUGUGCUGCCCGGCAUUCCCAUGCAGUUCAGCAACAUUCAGUUGUCUUGCAGAACCUGCUGGGUCUGGUUUAUCAGCAUGUACUCCCCCAGGAGGCAGAACUCUUCCCACUCCUCUCCCUCCUCAAGUCAUCUGUCUGAUUUGGGCAAGGUCUGAGUUCUUGUUCUGUUUAGUAUGUUUCUGAGCAAACAUUCUCCCAGUCUUGGAGGAGUGUGCAUGUGUGUGCAUGUGUGUGUGAGUGCAUGUGUGUGUGUGUAUACACAUUGACAAUUUCCUUUUGGAAACCCUUUAUUUAAGUUUUUUGAAAACAGGAUGUCUGUGGAGUUUGUGGCUAGUAAACCUCCCAGUAUAGAUGAAGGAGCACACUCUGGAACGUUCCCUGAGGUCAUGAACUUUGGAACCAACUGGAGAGAAGAGUGAGUGGCAGGGAGGGGGAGAUCUUAGUGGAGGAAUAUGGGAAGUAGGGAUAGCCCCGAACUAGACAGCCUUGGUGUGUGUGUUGGGGGAGGACUUUUCCCAAACACAUUUUGUGUCAGUCACUUGUCUCUUCAUAGAAAGCUUCUCUUCUCUCCAAAGUUGUGCUCAUUUGGGGGGGGGGGUGUUUUUAUUUUUAUUUUUUGGUUUUGACUUCCAAUCCAUGUUUAAAGCAUUGUGUGAUUUUAUUUACUAGAAAUAUAACUUAUUCUAUAAUCGCUGAUUUUGCAAAUGAGUAAGUAGCUGAGUCCCACCUGUAGGAAUGGGUCUCACAUCUUGUCAUUAGUGAUUUUUUGUAUAGUGAUCACAGUAAUUGUGGUAUCCAGCUCAUUUUAUUUAAUCUGAUUUAAAUUAAACAUUUCACUCAUCAUU